Messenger RNA from Cyclopterus lumpus (lumpfish), 3415 nucleotides. RefSeq names its product zinc finger and BTB domain containing 8A (gene zbtb8a). The record is from RefSeq and is a predicted model, not a curated record. Bases 1255 to 2760 code for a protein of 501 amino acids. Lineage: Eukaryota; Metazoa; Chordata; Actinopteri; Perciformes; Cyclopteridae. Gene Ontology annotation, biological process: regulation of transcription by RNA polymerase II. The transcript is spliced from 4 exons. Gene Ontology annotation, molecular function: RNA polymerase II cis-regulatory region sequence-specific DNA binding; protein binding; DNA-binding transcription factor activity, RNA polymerase II-specific.
CGGGCCAAAAAUCCCGACAGAACUAUUAUAAAAAAUAUUGCAUAAUUGUAUAGAGCUGGGGUGUUCGGUGUCCAAUAUUAAUAUUCUGUUCACAGUACAGUGCAUUUAAACGGGGCACUAGGGCUUUAAAUGGCUCCUUGAACCCUCGGGCACCCAGUUAAUAAACACCCACGUCAGCACAGGGGCUCCAGUCGCUCUAACCGGGUUUCGGUCUUUAGGGCUGAGCAGGAAGUUGCCUGACUGUGGACCCUGGACGAGAAAAAAAAAAAAAGGCAAAAGAAAUUAAAAAAAAAAUGGAAAUGGUGGCAGACUUGGGGGCGAGUAGACUCUAUCGGGCGCCGGGUGAAUCAAGUCACCAGUGAGUAUCGAUGGAUUUUGUCAGGGGUAUCACGGCGUGGGGCGUAAGCGGGUCCUGCCGACACCUCACGCCUGGGAAAGAGUCGCUGGGUUUGGGCAGCAGGCAAAUCCUCCUCGCUGCUCGCUGCGCUCCGGACCUCCGGCGAGAAGAGGGGGUGGUCUCGGGGAUGAAAACGGGCGUUUUGAGCGCGUCCUCCUGCUUAUUACCAUAUACCCCGUGUGAACAUAUUCAUUUAUCAGCUCAAGCAUGGUCAGUUGCUGGAGGUUUGUUUCUAUUUUUCUAUUGUUGUGCUGGCUGGAGCCUGAAGUGGGCGUCGCUCCAGGACAGACUGGGGCUGCUCCGGUGCGCCGCUGCCCGCUUUUCUCUCGCAGGACUGCAGCGCUCUCAUGUCGUUCUUGUAGGUCGGCCGACACCGGAAUUAUGGGAGAAUAGCUGGAUUGGUAUACUAGUCUUGGUGUUCGUGUGACAAUGGGAGCACUGUAGAGCCAUGCGGGCGUCGCGCCGUGGGGUAUCGGGCGCCAGGAUCCUGUCAGCAAGCAUCGCAUAAUUAAAGAAAAUAAUGAAUGCGUGUAAAUUCAGAGCCUGGGCUUGCACGAGGAUGGCUAAAUAGGUUACUAUAGAAGAAGAAGAACUCUUCUGCACAUGGGGUUGCGGCAGUUGCCCCUCUCUUGGGACGACGUGCCCGGCUUCACGGUGCCUUAUUGUUCACUUUCCGCGAGUCUGUUGCGUUUGUAACAUCAGAGAUUUCGUGCGCGCUCUCGCUUCCCUCAGGGGUGAUUAUAGGGUUUUGCCACCCGACGCUCCCAAACUGGAGUCGGGUGUAGCCUAUUAGAAGACGGAUUUUGAUUGAUGGCUCGUACGGCCAAUCGCGGGGCAGAAGGAAGCCUGGUGGGCGGAUGGUGUGCGGACCUGGAGACAGUCCAGGGCAGAAACAAAGACGGGGGAGAAUUGACAGCUACAUCAAUGGGGUGUCACUGGUGUGUUUGUGGAACCUGCUGUUAAUAUUUGGGGUCUGUAGCAUUCACCUUAUGCCGAGGCAGCCUCAGAGGUGGUUCAACACUGCCGACAUCACAGUGGCUCACCAAAGCAGCCUGCUGAAGCAGCUCAACCAGCAGCGGCGCCAGGAGCUUUUCUGUGACUGCAGUGUGCUGGUGGAGGGCCAGCUCUUCAGGGCCCACCGCAACGUCCUGUUCGCCAGCAGCGGCUACUUCCGCAUGCUGCUGUCCCAGGGGCCCGACGGGCUGUCCGACUCUGUCAACGCCACCUUCGACGUCUUCAGCCCCGAGACCUUCACGGUCAUCCUGGAUUUCAUCUACUCGGGCCAACUCGACCUCUCGAGUCACAAUGUGAUUGAGGUGAUGUCUGCAGCCAGCUACUUGCAGAUGAACAAUGUCAUCAACUACUGCAAGAACUUCAUAAAAUCCUCCUUGGACAUCAGUGUGAAAGAUGAAGACAGUGACCGGUGCAUCAGCUUGUCUGAGACCUGCAGUUUUAUCAGCGGAGUGGGAGACGGGACCUCAGAGCAGCAGCAGCAAGGCCCCGGCUCCGUCAGCCCACCACCGGCGCUCUGGACCAGGGACAACUCACGGUCCCAGUGUGGCUUCAUGGGGAAGGACCCGGACCAGGAGUCAUUGGCCUCAUCAACCCUGAAGACUAACCCAAGCAGCCCUGCUGAUGAUCUCAAUGCAGAGGCAGAAGACCUGCAGGACCCUGAGGACCCUCUGUACACCUUGCCUGGAUCAGAGCGCCGGCGAGGUAAAGGGGGAACCAAGAGGAGAGCAUCCAACAGCACUCGCUCCAACCAACCUGAAGACUUGGACAUCGAGGAGGCGAGGACUCAAAAAGCAGAAAAGGCAGAGGAGCUGUAUGCUACUCUGCCACCUAUGGUGGGCGUUAUUGGACACUUUAAUCAAGACUCCAACCCCAUGAUGCGUUUCAAAUGUCCUUUUUGCACACACACAGUGAAAAGGAAGGCAGACCUGAAGCGUCACUUGCGCUGCCACACGGGUGAAAGGCCGUACCCCUGUCAGGCCUGCAAUAAACGCUUUACACGCCUGGAGCAUCUUCGUAGCCAUUUUGAGACGAUACAUCAAGCCAGGAAGCUGGUGUGCAGGAAGUGUAAGUGUCAGGUGACGGAGGACACCGGGCAUGUGGUGUGUGAGGGCUCACGACGCUACCGCAUGUGCACUGCAUGCAUCCAGGAAGUGGAUUGUGAUGACAUCCCCAUGGACAGUCUAGAUAGUGCCAAUGAGGAGCCGGCCCUCUUAUUGGGGGUGGACGGGGAAGAGGAGGGGGACAGCAAGAGGGGCUGGAUGGUAGCCGAUGACGACGACCUGGCUGAAGACUCGGGGGCCGACCUCAUCAUCCAGCAAGUGGACGACAGUGAUGAAGAGCUGCAGUGAAAUGGAACCAAAAAGUGUGUGCAGAGGCAUGCACGAAUAAUAACCUUUGUGUGUGUGUGUGUGUGUGUGUGUGUGUGUGUGCGUGUGUGUGCGUGUGUGUGUGUGUGUGUGUGUGUGUGCGUGUGUGUGUGUGUGCCUAAGCCAUGCAAGAGAAUGUAUGCAAACAAUAUGUGAUCCACUAAUGUAAAUACAAACACUUAAUAUAUGUAACUUGUCUAUUAGUUAAACGCAACUGGUUAAUUUUUACUUUAAAUGAGAUGUUGACCGUUGUGUCAAAGUGGGAUGCUUUUUGUUUGGCUUCAUAAAGAUAUGCAGUAUCCAAAGCUGUGUUUUCUUUGAUUUUAUUAUGGUUACAUGAUUCUCUUUUAAAGUUGUUUUUUUCAAUAUGCAGGAAGAACAUGUCUGCUCCAUUUUGGGAUGCUCUACUUUGAUAAAAGCUGGCAUUUGAGUACAAACAAAGUGACAAGGACAGAAUAAUGACUGAUGCUAUGUCUCUACUUUCUGUAAGAAAAGUCAAGAGCGGACUUUUCCCAAUUUUACACAAUUACCUGUUUUUAUUAUUACGUUUGAUUAUGAUAUGCACUAUGAUAUAAAACCAAUUAUAAUUUAUUUGUUUGUUUUGUUACUUUUUGAUUAAAGAUAUUUUAUAAAUUUC